AUGGAAGAAAUAGAUUAGAAGGCAUAUGAAAAUGUUGUAAGGUUUAUUACUAGAGAGCCUAUGAGAAUGACUACUGCUACUCCAGGCAGUAAAUCUGAUUCAAAGUCUAAAUAUAAAACUCUCAACUCCUUUUACACUAAUAAUAAUAAUAACAAAACUGCUUUUGAUAACUCUGUUGAAUAAUAAGAAAUAAAUAAUCAGUCAUUCUAACUAUAACGAUUCAGCAAUAAGAAAAAAUGGAUAGAGUCAUCUUAGAAAAACAAAUAAAUAUUGAGGUAGUAAAUUGAAAACAGUGGUAAUCCUAAGUCGAGAAAUGAGCUCACAAACAGCAUAAUCUUAAAUGCUUAAAAAUUCAAGAGUAUGAGGCCUAUGACUUCUGAUAAUACAAACAGAAGGAAUAACAUAAGUAGCAGAAAUCCUUUUGCUAUUGGGUCAUCAACGGCUUUUAAGAAAAAUAUGAAUACCAAAAUUAUAGUAGGUGGGGGCUUAGGUGAUUAAACUGCCUAAUCUACAUCACUCAGUUCAAAUCCAUUUAAACUAACCUCAAAAGAAUAAAAGAGUUACUCUAAAUUCCCUUAGAGCAAUGUGUCGACUAACUUUACCCGUGCUUAAACUGCUUAGAAAAGUUAAAGAUUACAAAAUCUAUCCACUCAAAAUAACCUUAGUGUUUCUUUAAAUCAAUAGCACUAGCUAAAUAUUAGCAUUGAUAGAACAAACAAUCAAAGCAAUGAUAGAGUAAAUCCCUAGUAAAUGUACUAUGGAGACAUUUUAAUUACACCAGAUGCUGGCAUAAUUGUUGACAGACAAGAGAUUAUAGGUAUUUUGCAAAAAAAAGCUAUAACUAACUAAAUUAGGUCCAAGUCAAUCAGCUAAAAUUCAUAAAGCCAUGCAGCAACCACACCGCUAAAUAUGAAACGAAAAGCAAAAUAGCAGAUUUAGAAAUUCGAGAAUGUAUAGGAAUACGCAGAUAAAAAUUAGUAGGAUAAUUUUGAAUCAUAUGAAAGGAUAGCUGAAGCAAGACAAAAGCUCAGAUUAGAUUCGAGAAUAACUGCAGUAAACACUUAGUCGCCCUAUAAGUACUUAACUAUCACUUAAGUAAAGGAUGUCGAGAAAAGACUCCUCAACACUUACGUUCAUAACUAUAAAGAUAAGCUGUGUCUUACAAACGAAGAAACUACACAAAACAAAGGAUUAAGAAAUAGUGUAAGUAAGAAAAGGAAGGAUGAAGAUUUUAGUUUAGCUGUAGACUUUAAUGAAUUGAAACAGCUCAAAUAGGCAACUGAAGAAGCAGGCUUCGAUCCAUACACUUAAUAUCUAAAGAUCAAGCGGGAUCUUAAACAUCAGCAGCGCUGCAAUAUAUAACCAUUGAUUGACAAUGGUAGAAAUCAAAGUCCAGAUUAAUAUGAUCCUGACGAAUUAAUGCACUAAUCGAAUAAGUUCAAAAUAGAUGAUUCAGAAAAUCUUAUAAAUAAUGAGGCAAUUGCUAAAAAACUAAGGAAUAUUGAUGAAGAAUAGUAAAUUAAAAGGCUUUUGACAUAGAAUUAAGAAGACAUUUAAAAGCAUAACCAUAAAUAAAGAAGAUAAAUUAAGAAUAAGAGGGUUUUUGAAAAGGAAAGUUUGGAGAAUUUGCAGAAAGUAUUUUAUGAAUAAAACCAUCGAACAUAAUCAGUUUCAUAGAAUGGGAAUCAUCUUAGGAAAACUAGUCAAAACAAAUCUGAAAAUUAAUUCAACUAAACUUUUGACAAUCUGAAGGAUAUUUGGGUUAAUCUAAGAAACUAUAAAUCUACAUCUAAGUAGAUAGAGAAUAAGUAUCGUAAAAAGAUUAAUAGCUGUAAAAGAAACUUUAAUAAAAUGGACUGCCAAGCAAAUGAGGCUUCUAGGCAGAUUAAAAAGGAGUAAGAGAUGAUUUAAAUUGAAAAGGAGCAGUUAGAAGCUAAGUAAAUGUUUGAAUAGAUGUAGAGACUUGACAAUGAAAGAAAAUAAGACAAAUAUAAAAGACUUAAAAGUGUGUGGUGA
Molecule: messenger RNA, 2016 nt
Organism: Stylonychia lemnae
Lineage: Eukaryota; Ciliophora; Spirotrichea; Sporadotrichida; Oxytrichidae
Source: the annotation of a GenBank genome assembly